CGACAGUCAUCACGACACCUUAUAUCAGCUUUACGACUGUUUUGGAGUGUGCUAAAAAAAAUGGAUUAGGGUUUAGACGUACAGUUCUAACCCAGUCAGGUUUAGUACCCCUGUCUUCACUUUUUCCUUAUUUAUACGUUAGCAGAGUGCUACAAAUUAUAAAGCUAGUAACCCCAACACAAUGUCAGAAGACAAGAAGUCCAGUUCUUUAGGUUUCUUUUCGAGCUACGACGAUUUGAGCGACAGCAGCGACUCAGAUGAGGAGGGAGAAAGUCGGAAGAAGCAAACGGGAACAGAUGCUCAGGGAAGCGGGGCUCUGUCCUUCCAACACGGGGUCAAGCGAACAGCCGGUGGAGCUGCUUUACCCAGACCAGACGAGCUGUUCAGCUCCGUGUCCAAGCCCGCUUUUCUCUACAACCCACUGAACAAACAGAUAGACUGGGACAGUCUGACUGUUAAAGCUCCCGAAGAGCCUGCCCGAGAAUUUAAGCCCUGGAAAACAAAUGCUGUGCCCCCACCUGAAAGCUACGCUGCAGAACCAGAGAAGAAGAAGGGUCCUCCUCCAGGUAUGGACAUGGCUAUAAAGUGGUCCAAUGUGUAUGAAGACAAUGGGGAAGAUGCGCCAAAGCCGUACACUGGACAUGCCCAGUUCCUACCUGCAGAGGAGCAAGUGUCUGAAUCAGAUGACGAGUCUGAGAAGCCAGCUCUGUCGGCCAAGAAACGUCGGGUGGAAACUUUCCAGCAGAAGGAGAAGAGGAAGCGGGACUUGGGGCAAGCCACCUCUGACAAGAAUUUUGUGGAGGAGGAGAAGAGAAUCCUCAGGCAAAAUAUCGAGUGAGACUCAAACUGCAUUGGAACAGAUUCAUUUUAUAAGUUCAUUUUAGCUGAGGACGUCCACAGACAUUAGCACAAUGAUCAAGUAGGUUGUACGCUGCACUCAGCCGUUUUACCCAUUCAGGUAUGUCGUUGUAAUGUAAUUUGCAGUAUUAGAAUAUUUGUUUAGUUUUCAAAUGACUGUCUGCACACUUGAAAGAUAAGUGUAAUGUUGUGUUUAACAUAACAUCAUAUCAUUGAGGCAUCAGACAUUGAUUAUCUGACAGUCCCAGUUGGAAAAUGUAACCCAGGGGAUCCUGAUUCUGGCAAACCCUGUGUUGUCUAUUCCAAGGUUAAGGCAAAUAAUAGUGCUUUACCAUCUGGGUCUAGUUUUUGGCCAUCAUUAUGUUUUUUUUGUUUGUUUUGUUUUUUCUUCUUUCCCCAUUGACUUUUUACUGACAAGUCACUGGGAUGAUGACAUAUUACCAGGCACAGGUUUAGACUGUGCACAGAGCACUGGGAAUGAACCAAACAGUUGAACGAACAGUUUGGUUCCACUUUGCUCUCACCUUCACUUCACUUCCAACACUGUGGCUUAGACAACAGGGUGCUGUCGACUUGUUUAAUUCUGACUGGUCUUGUCUCUGCAUCCCUGUAUCAGUGUAAAAUUAUCAUAACCAAUAGAAAAGAAGGCCAAAACUAAAAAAAACAAAUAUAUUCUGCCUUUUUAAAAAUUACUUAAAAAACUAUGACAUCUGGCUGUGGUGGUUUACCUGGAUUGUGUUUGUGGUUUAUUUUAUACUAAAUAUCUAAUCACCACUGGACUGUGGUGCUCGUGUUAAUGCAGUGACUUUCUUGUAAAAAUGUGAUUGUAGUGACUCUAAAUCUGUGGAAAUUGCCAUUUUUCACAGUAGAUAUUUUGACUUAUAGUAGGAAAAGCAUGUUAGCUUUAAUGACAUAAAGAUGAGACUGUUCUUUUGCCGAUAAGUCAUGACAGUGCACCAGCAUGCACAGUGUCAGAAUAAUGAAACCAAGGCAGCUAAAUGGAUUUCAGCCAUCAUUCAUUUUACUAUUUACUCCUGUGUUUUUCCUGCUGUGACAUGUCAGAAUGUGUUCAGUGAAAAAAAUCCUGUUACUAUUUAAAGACGUGCUUGUUCUUCCUGCUUAUGGAAACUAGAUGGAGCCCUUAAACUACACAGUAAUUCACUUCCUUCAUGUUUAUGGAUAAAGUUGGAUGCACUUUGUGGAAAUGCUGGCUCCCCAAAUCACAACGCGUCUGUGUAUAUAAGUAGCAUUUCUGAGGAAGAUGAUGCUGAUGUUCUGUUUGGAAGAGUUUCUCACUUAUCUUGAGAUACUUGACACAUACAGACUGUUUAUUCAUUCUAAUGUACUUUGUAUUAAACAUUUUCCUUUUGUUUUGAAAUCCUCUAUCUACAUGUUUAGUAUUGAUCCAGAAUAUUAUUGGCACACUGUACUCUGUCAUGCUGUUCAUUUAGUGUAGUCUGUAAACUGAGAAUUUUAUAGUUUUCUUUUCAGAUGUUAUUCAUCAUAAACCACACAGGCAAUAAAACAUAUUUUACUGGACAACUGCUGUUCUGCUACUGUUCAUUUAAAGUACUUAUUUAGAUGCAAAUGAACAGUUGAACUACACUUGAAAUCAGU
This is a messenger RNA of Monopterus albus (swamp eel), 2475 nucleotides long. It is a transcript of the gene cunh1orf52, whose product is annotated as chromosome unknown C1orf52 homolog. The transcript is spliced from 3 exons. The record is from RefSeq and is a predicted model, not a curated record. The coding region runs from base 182 to 838 and encodes 218 amino acids. NCBI's taxonomy places the organism in Eukaryota, Metazoa, Chordata, Actinopteri, Synbranchiformes, Synbranchidae.